Darwinula stevensoni is the source of this 1127-nucleotide messenger RNA. The record is from the annotation of a GenBank genome assembly. NCBI's taxonomy places the organism in Eukaryota, Metazoa, Arthropoda, Ostracoda, Podocopida, Darwinulidae.
AUGGAGCCUUUUUCCACUCCGAGGAAAAGCAUGUCUGCCCCUCACCUUAGAGAUUUUCGGACGGAAAAGGCGGAUCGGGUCCGCGAACGCCCGACCGAGUUGAAGGCGGCUGGAGGGGAUCUCCACACUUUGAGAUGGGUGAGCAAUCAGGCCAAGAAGGAUUCCUUGUGUGCCCAGUGUCGCUCUGGAUCCAAGAACAUGCCUGGAGGGUCUGUGGCUGAAUCUGUCAAGAGAAUUCACUCUCUGGCCCGUGUUGGGACAGGUCUCGACCACCGGGGAGAGCCUGGGCACGUCAUGCGAAUAGAGGAAGGGGAGGAGGACUCCCCGCCGGCACCCCGAGCCCGCCUCGAGGGCCUCCUCCAGGAGCUGGUCAAGACCAGCCCCGGGACCAACCAGGUCAAGGACGGCUCCGGGAGCAACUCGACGCUCUGGGACCCCUGCGAGAUGACCCUGGGCUACAUGGCCGAAAUCACCACCACAGUGGAGCCAAGUGAGACGUUGUCGCCCCUGCCGAAGAAGAAGCAGCGGAUGCAGGAGAACCACUACGUCCAUCGCAUCAUGGGCACUGUCGUGAAGCUGUACGAUCGGAGUGUUGACCUGUCGAAAUUCAACGAGACCACCCCACUCUACCCGGUGUGCCGGGAGUGGAUGCUGAACAAUGCACUAGAGAACAGGCUCAAGCAGGUGGAGUCUGUUGAACCGAACAUGAAGGUAGCAGAACCAAAAGUAUUGUUGAAGGAGGAGGGAAAGAGCGUGGCUGCCGACACCGAGACCGACGCCCUGUCGAAGCAGUCGGACUCCUGCCUGGCCGUGAGUCAGCUCCCCGCCCCCCUCCCGCUGGAGCCGGGGCAGAAGCCCCGCAUCCCGCCCCGGGAUCCUCAGCCCAAGGUGGAGGACAUUCCCAUAGGCGCAGGCGAGGAUGCCCCAGCACCCACCCUCCUCUUGACUGAGCACCUGAAGAGAUGGCAGAAGGUACGGAGGGAUUGGAUCGACACUGCUGCCCGCAAUGAGGCACGGUACACUGGGAGCCAGAAAGUCCUCAAGGAGAUGUUCAGGCGAUGAAUGCGUACCUCAGGACUGUUCUCUGCUUGUCUUGCACGCAUCAGUUUGGAAGGAAUGACUCUGAG